Messenger RNA from Symphalangus syndactylus (siamang), 499 nucleotides. It is a transcript of the gene ADIRF, whose product is annotated as adipogenesis regulatory factor. Lineage: Eukaryota; Metazoa; Chordata; Mammalia; Primates; Hylobatidae. Gene Ontology annotation, biological process: positive regulation of fat cell differentiation. Gene Ontology annotation, cellular component: nucleus. The record is from RefSeq and is a predicted model, not a curated record.
GCGGGGCAGGCCGGCCCUGGGGCGCCUUAAAAACCGGAGCUGGCGCUUGACAUCGCCACUCUGGGCAGGAUCCAACAUCGCUCCGGCUGCUCUUGACGACUCCACAGAUACCCCGAAGCCAUGGCCAGCAAGGGCUUGCAGGACCUGAAGCAGCAGGUGGAGGGGACCGCCCAGGAAGCCGUGUCAGCCGCCGGAGCAGCAGCUCAGCAAGUGGCGGACCAGGCCACAGAGGCGGGGCAGAAAGCCCUGGACCAGCUGGCCAAGACCACCCAGGAAACCAUCGACAAGACGGCUAACCAGGCCUCUGACACCUUCUCUGGGAUCGGAAAAAAAUUCGGCCUCCUGAAAUGACAGCAGGAAGACUUGGGUCGGCCUCCUGAAAUGACAGCAGGGAGACCUGGGUGACCCCCUUCCAGGCGCUAUCUAGCAGAGCCUGGCCCUGAUCUCCGGGCAGCCACCACCUCCUCGGUCUGCUCCCUCAUUAAAAUUCACGUUCCCA